AUGCGCUGGUUCAACCCCCAGUCCGCCCUUGCGGCAGUGUUCGUUAUGAUAUCGUCGCUUCCAACCGGCGGGGCCAUCACAUACUCCCCCAUCAAACCUCCGUCGUACCCGUUGGCGGUGCGGAGCCCCUACCUCUCUGCGUGGAUCCCCGGAAACUCGGUCGCAUCACUUUCCUCCAGCAGAGCGCAGUUUUGGGCGGGCAAUGAUCUGAUCUGGUCGGUUACGGCGCGUGUGGAUGGUGUCGCGUAUAAUUUGUUUGGGGUUCAGGUACCCCUGAGCGGAACCAAAUCCGGCACUGUCACUCAGGCAACUUACACCUCAACUCAUUCGACUUUUAUGGUGGAAGCUGGAUUACGGACAUUUACACUGGACUUCUUCUCGCCGAUUUCGCCUAAGAAUUAUCUCCGUCAAUCGUUACCUUUCUCGUAUUUGACUGUGACUCUCGCGGCAGGCGACUCCAGCUCGGUUCAGAUUUAUUCUGAUCUCGACCACAGCUGGGUCGGGCAAUCCAGUGAUGUCAGCUGGAGCUAUUCGAAAAAGAGUACGACUGGUGUGUUCCAAAUCGAGGGCGCAGAUGCAUCGACAUACUCGGAGAACAGCAAUGGCCAAGCGCUGUGGGGAAGCGCCGUCUACGCCACUCGCCCUGUGAGCGGGGGCUCUCUCUCCACUGCCUCGGGGCCGUCCGCCUCGGUGCGCCAAAGCUUCAUCUCGAAUGGAACUUUGUCAGGCACACACGCUGAGUGGACUGCUAACGGCGUAGUUGGCUUCGCGCACGAUCUUGGAACAACGGCCAAGGAAGUGGCCGUCACCUUUGCGGUCGGUCAUGUGCGUGAAGAGUCGAUCAAUUUCCUUGGUGAAGCCCAGACAGGAUACUACCGAGCAACUCACGCCGAUACCGUGGAUGCAGUCUCUUAUUUCCUCGACGAUUACUCUGAUGCGAACGAGGAAUCAGUGACGUUUGACGAGUUGGUACAGUCAACAGGUGUUUCGAGCUAUGGAUCGAACUACUCGGAUAUCCUCGCUCUCUCCACUCGCCAAGUCUACGGUGGCAUCGAAAUCACGAUCCCCAACGAAUCUCUCGAUACCGACGCAACACGGGCAUUCAUCAAAGAGAUCUCGAGCGACGGCAACAUCAACACUGUAGACGUGAUCUUCGCAACCUUCCCAAUAUUCUACAUCCUCAGCCCAGACUACCUGAAGCUCCUCCUAGACCCGAUUCUUCAAUAUACCGGGAGCAACGCCUACACGAAAGACUACGCAGUCCACGAAAUCGGCGCCAGCUAUCCAAACGCAACAGGUCACCCAGAAGACGGCGAAGAAAUGCCCAUCGAAGAAAGCGGCAACAUAAUAAUCAUGACUUACGCCUACCAGCUAGCAACAGGAAAAACAGACCUAGCAACAACGUAUGCCAGCCAGCUCACCCAGUACGCCGAAUACAUCUACGCAAAUGGCCUCUAUCCCACCGCCCAACUGUCUCUCAACGACGCCCUAGGCGAACUAGCCAACCAAACAAACCUCGCCGUAAAAGCAGCCAUAGGCCUUGCAACAUACGGCGCCCUAACAAACCAAGCAAACUACACAACAGCAGGCAAAUCCUUUGCAGAAAAGAUCUGGACAGACCACCUCGGCACAGAUGCUGCAGGGACACGCUUCCUUAUCCAGUACGGUAUCACACCCUGGUUCCUCGUCUACAAUCACUACCCAGACCUCCUCUUCAAUCUGGAUGUUUUCCCAGAAGAAACAUACAACGCCACAGCAGAUUUCUAUCCAACAGUCCGACAGGAAGCAGGCGUGGCGCUUGACGGCGCGAUUGGAUGGGGCCAGACGAAUUGGCAGUCUUUCGUUGCUGCUACUGUUACUGGAUCAGCCAGGGAGUUGUUUAUUAAGGAUUUGCAUGUUUAUGUUUCUAAUGGGUUGAAUUCCGCGCCGUUUUCCGAUCGCUAUUGGGUCCAGGAUAGUGGGCAGUAUGUUGCGGGUAAUUCUUAUUCUUUCCGUGCUAGGCCGACGCUUGGGAGUCAUUUUGCUUUGGCUGCGUUGGCUGGGGCUAAUACUUGGGGGUCAUGA
Molecule: messenger RNA, 2064 nt
Organism: Penicillium antarcticum
Lineage: Eukaryota; Fungi; Ascomycota; Eurotiomycetes; Eurotiales; Aspergillaceae
Product: glutaminase family protein
Exons: 2
Coding region: 1-2064 (687 amino acids)
Source: RefSeq, a predicted model, not a curated record